GUGCCAUGAGAUAUGGCUUGGAUGCUCGAUUGUAGAUGCAGGAACACCAACAUAUAUGGGAGCACUGCCACAGGCCCGGGUGGCAGUUGCCAAAAUGUGGCAGCGGAAGCAACGCGCCUAUUUGCCUUCUCUCUGUUCCAUGACUUUUGAAACGAAUUCCUCGAGUCAAGUGCCAGGUGAAACUACGAGUGGGCCCUGCCUCAGAGCGGCAUCGGCGGGGCCGCGGAAGGGAGCGAUAGAUCUGCGCAGAGACCAGAUCGGGAUCCCGCAACUGCAACUGCGACCCCGCAAGAUAAAACUCAGCUCGAACGAGCGAUGCUUUUUCCUCCGCUCGCCCAGAUUUCGGCUGAGACUGGAUCCCUAGUUGUUGGGAUCAGAACUAGGCCGACGUCCAGCGCCCUGGCACUGAGAAGCUCCGUCUCCUCGCUUGCCACCGUCGAGCGCGGUCUGGAUAUCUGGCACUUGGUCUAGAGAUAACUCGGGUCUGCUGCUUGCUCAAGGAUAAAAUAAAACAGCAAAAACUCGCGGCGGACAACUUGUUCUUACUGGGGCAGACGGGAUUUGCGGUGGAGCGAAUCAGCGGCGGGUGUCGAGCUUUGGCAGAGAACUAGAAGAAUCCCAAAUCGAGAAAUCAAUUGACAUUUCUGGGUCUUCUCCGUAUAACGAACCGAGAUAAAUCUCCGCCCCGCUUUGGCAAUCUCGAUGUGACCAGCAUAUAUAAACCUCGACGCGUCCAAUUUAUCGUCACGUCUCUCUUUUCGUUGACCCCCCACUCUUUGCUCUCGCGACGAUGCGUCUCGCGCCGACACUCCUUCUGCCGUUCCUUGCGGCUCUCCUCGCUCCUUUCUCCCCAGCCACUGCGGCAUUGUCUCAUGGUGCUGGUCUGCACACCUCGCCCACGCGUACCAUCGCCCGUCUCCAGCAUCAUCAGCCUCGAUCCCUCAUUGACAUCUGCGUCAAUAUUCCUCAGCUCGCCGUUAAUCUUCUCAACACGCUCGGCCUAAAUGUCCAACUUUGUCUCUGUCUCAAGGAUCUCGACCUGUAUCUGGAAACCACCGACAAUGUGACGCUUCAAAACAACGCUCUGCUGGCAGUCAACGCUCUCGCGAGUACUCGCUCUGCCCAUCGUCACUCGUCGCUGACUGUCAUCCUGCAGAUCAACGGCGACGGAUACCACGUUCAAUGCGGGCCGCUCCCUGCGCACGCUAAGCACGCCUGUACCACCGACGACCCCUGUGCCAUCACCUGCCUCGAUGGGUAUGUGCUGUCCGACGACAAGGCCAGCUGUGUUUGUCCCUGGGGCACGAUAGAUUGCAAAGGGCAAUGUGUUUCCGCUAGCGCGGGAUGUUCUGGUGCAUCUCCCGUGGCCCGCUCACUUAAGGCACGCGAUGAGCCGAUCACGACAUUGGAAGCUGCUCAAAAGCGCUGUGGAUCGCUCAAAGUCUGUGGAGUUGCUGAUCCCAGCUCCAAGUACGAGUUUGAUUGUGUCGACACCACAUCCAACUUCGACAGCUGCGGUGAUUGUGUGUUCCCGCACCCCUUCCAGUCGGGUGAACAAACUGUGCUCGCCCGUGGCGUCGACUGCGGCCGCAUCCUGAACGCUCGCCAUGUCAGUUGCCACCAAAGUCGAUGCGCAGUUCAGUCUUGCCGUAAAGGAUACGUCCUUAGCGGCGAUGAAUGCGUGCCCCACGGCGCGGAGAAGCGUGCGCUUAACGUCCUGGGUCUCCUCACGGUGGACACUGGCUCCUCGGCUUCGAGCUCGUCGCAGGUCAUCGCGCCCGCGCUGGGAGCAUCGAUGGUCGGUACGAUGGGAUGCGCUGCGGCUCUCAAAGGGGCCAGCGGUUCUAUCGGGGGCACCAGCGCGUCUGACGCCGUCGCACCUGUUUUGUCGUCGGUGAGCACCAUGCUCGGAUCGACGACCGCGUCGAGCCUCGCGUCGAACGUCGAUGCCUCGGUGGACGCGACUACCGAUCUCAAGUCACAGAUCGAGGCCUGCAACUGCUCUGACAGCCUCGGGAGCCUUCUCAAAGAUGUCGAUGAUCUGCUCAACCACUUGCUCAACCUGCAGGGUGCCUGCAACUCCGCAGGUGGAUCGGCGCCGACGGUUCCUGGAGACCAGAACUGCCUGUAUGCGGAUGCUCAUCGACUCGUCUGCGACAUUGAUCCGGACCUCUACAUUGCUCCGAUCUCUAUCUGUGGGUUGUUGGGCCCCGAGUUGGACAAAGACGUGCAGAACAUUGUCAACGGUCUGGGACUGGGGCUGCAGCCGAGAGAUGCGCCUGGAUGUUUACUCGCGCCCCCCACUGGCAGUUUGCCUGCGGCUCCUCCCGUCUCUGCCCCUGCAUCGGGUCCGGUCGCAGUCUCAGCACCCGCUGUCCCAGUUGUUACCCCGUCGGUUCCAUCGACACCGGCUUCGCCUUCAACACCGGCCCCUCCUUCGACGCCAGUUGAUCCGUCUUCGCCUGACAUUGUCAUCUACCUGGCUGGUAUCACUAUCGACUUGGCGCUGCAGCUUAGUGCCGCUGCUGGCUCUCUCGAUCCGAACACCUGCGGUGGUGAUCUCAUCACACUGAUCAACAACCUGGUGAAAAGCCUUCUGGGAAAGCCGUUGCUUGGAAAGGGCGCCAUCAUCAGUCGUGAUCUGUUGGGUCUGGACGGGACACUUGAUAGUCUUGGUCUCGGUGGAGGCUCGCUGGAUGGUCUGACGUCCGAUCUGGGACUUGGUUCGGCUGGCUGUGCCCUCAGUCUUUGUGGAUUGACGCCGACGAUCAAUGGUGUGGUGAGCGCCCUGGGUCUCGCUCCCAGUUCUUGCAAUGCGGGCUCGCUCAAUCUUGGCCCGUUGCUCGACGACUUGGAUAGUGCAGUCCAAAAGUUGCUCGGGAGUGCAGCGGGGUGCGGAUGUGCAUCUAGUCCAGCGGUCACUAGCGCAAUCGCUGGUUUGCAGGCUAACGCGACCGCGGCGGGGACUGCCAACAUCGCACGCGCUGAGCGGGCUGUCCGCCGAGCCGCCCGCGCUCAGAUUCCUCGCCGUCAUCAUAAACUUCGUCGGGCGGAUUCGAAUUCGGUGCUGGCCCCGGCGCUGGUUGGGCCGAUGACGACUGCUUUGACUGUGACCGUCUCGCUGACGAACGAUCUCCCGGCCGGUGCCCCGAAAUGCGACACAUUGCUGUCGAGUCUGAACUCGCUGUUUGGAUCGACUCCCACGACGCUGACGGCGAACAUCUACAUCUCAUUGGCGGCGGCGAAGACGUACCUGACCGAGUUGGAGGGCUGUGGGUGCGACAGCACUGGGCUCAGCAAGCUGGUGCAGCAGCUGGUCGACAGUCUGAACGAGAUGCUGGGCCAUUGCAAGAACAACUCUCCGACGGUUUCGUCGACUGGGAAGUGCCCUGAAGAACAAGCUGUGUGUGGAUUGCUCCCGGGGCUGUAUCUCAGCUCGACAGUCCGGUGCGCGAUCCAGGAUUUGUCCGGUGUUGCGUCCACCACGUGUUUGACCGUACCAUCCUUGGUGGUGGACACCUCUGUGUUGCUGCCGACUGCUUCGUCGCCAGCGGUAUCGGCUGAUCCGCAGGACGCUCUCGUUGUGUCGGCCAACCAAGUCCUGGCACUGGCUCUGAAGAUCAACCUGGCUUGCGGAAACCUCCCGGCCAAGUCAUCCGACAACGUUCUCGAUCUGAAUGCAGCGGUGAAUGCGCUGCUGCAGUACCUUGUAGGCGACGAUCUGCUUCAUGCCACAUCGCUCGGCAAUGUUGGCGGUGCGCUGGGUGGUAUUCUGAGCGGAAGCGAUGGGUUGGAGCUGCAGCAAGUGUCUGUGGACAGUCUCGUGCAGGAGAUUCUCGCUGCGCUGGGACUUGCUGGCGCGGAUCCUCACUGCGGAUGCAAUUCUGCUGUCAACAGCAUCACUGCCGAUGUGAAUGCACUUGGGCCGGCUGUGACUCAGUUGCUGCACGCGGGCACAUGCAACUGCGGCAAUGCAGCCCUGCUCGGUCUAUUUUCGUCUGGUCUGACGAGCAGUGUCGUCAACGGCUUCAAGCUUCUCCGCGUUGAUCUCUAAAACUGUGACGCAUGUUUUUUCUCGCCUGAAUUCUGUAUAGACUUGGAUGCAGGAAACUCUGCAUUCCUUCGCUCUUUUCGUCUUGUCACCUUUUGCACUCUUUGUACGUAGCCACCGAAAUACAUAAUACGAUACCUGCCUUUUUUGGUCCCGAGCCGUCGGAUCAAAUAUCGGCUGAUGUUCUACUUUGACCCGG
Molecule: messenger RNA, 4250 nt
Organism: Mycena citricolor
Lineage: Eukaryota; Fungi; Basidiomycota; Agaricomycetes; Agaricales; Mycenaceae
Source: the annotation of a GenBank genome assembly